AUGGAGGCGACGGCUGAACACGACUUCAACGCCAAUGCUGACGACGAGUUGAGUUUUCGACGUGGACAAAUCUUGAAAGUCCUAAAUAAGGACGAGGACCCGCACUGGUUUAAAGCAGAAAUAGAUGGCGUAGAGGGAUUUGUUCCAUCAAACUACAUUCGAAUGCAUGAUAGCCCAUGGUAUCUGGGAAAAAUUUCACGAUUAGAUGCUGAAAUAUUACUUAAGAGGCAAGGGACUCGUGACGGAAAUUUCCUGGUGCGACAGUGUGAGAGCUCUCCUGGUGAUUUUAGUAUAUCCGUGAAGUUCGAAGAUACGAUUCAGCAUUUCAAAGUAUUGCGAGACAAUAAUGGUAAAUAUUUCUUGUGGUCGGUGAAAUUCAAGUCACUUAAUGAGUUGAACGGCCUCUGUAUCACGUACACAUACAAUUCUUCUGCAAGAUUUGGAUUUGGAAACGAAAUUUGUCCAGGCAUUGUUCGACUUCAAUCCUCAAGAGGAGGGGGAAUUCAAAAGGAUGCACCAUGUGUACAUUUCAAAUCACUUUAUUUAGUGAUUAACAAAGACGAUAUGAAUUGGUGGGAAGGAUCGCUCAAUAAUAAACGUGGAGUUUUCCCGGCGAACUACGUGUGCCCUUUCAACCGUUCUCCAUCUAAUACGUGA
Molecule: messenger RNA, 657 nt
Organism: Strongylus vulgaris
Lineage: Eukaryota; Metazoa; Nematoda; Chromadorea; Rhabditida; Strongylidae
Source: the annotation of a GenBank genome assembly